GUCCGCGUCCAGGCGCUUCUGUGCGGGGUCCUGCCGCGCCGGCGGGGGCGACCCGGGUGCCGGCGCCGUGCGGGCGACACGCGCGUCUCUGCGGGGCUGCGCGGGGUCCGCGGAGCGGCUGGGGGCGCGCGGCGCGGGCGCGGCGCUGGGCGCGGGGGGCGCUCCCGGCCGGGAUGAGCUCACCGCAGUCGCGCCGGGGCUGAGCGCCGAGCGGGGCGGCGGCGGGGCGGCGGCGGGGCGGGCGGCGGCUCCUCGGCGGCUCCGCGGCGGCCCGGGCCGCGCGCCACCAUGCUGGGCCUGGACGCGUGCGAGCUGGGGGCGCAGCUGCUGGAGCUGCUCCGGCUGGCGCUGUGCGCCCGAGGGUCUGCUAGUGGCUGCUGCUCACGCCCCUCCCCACCCCCAGUCCUCCUGGCUGACAAGGAGGGUGGGCCGCCGGCAGUGGACGAGGUGUUGGAUGAGGCUGUGCCCGAGUACCGGGCGCCGGGGAGGAAGAGCCUCUUGGAGAUCCGGCAGCUGGACCCGGACGACAGGAGCCUGGCCAAGUACAAGCGGGUGCUGCUGGGGCCCCUGCCACCGGCCGUGGACCCAAGCCUGCCCAAUGUGCAGGUGACCAGGCUGACACUGCUGUCGGAACAGGCUCCAGGGCCCGUCGUCAUGGAUCUCACAGGGGACCUGGCUGUUCUGAAGGACCAGGUGUUUGUCCUGAAGGAAGGUGUUGAUUACAGAGUGAAGAUCACCUUCAAGGUCCACAGGGAGAUUGUCAGCGGCCUCAAGUGUCUGCACCACACCUACCGUCGGGGCCUGCGCGUGGACAAGACCGUCUACAUGGUGGGCAGCUACGGCCCGAGCGCCCAGGAGUAUGAGUUUGUGACUCCGGUGGAGGAAGCGCCGAGGGGUGCGCUGGUGCGGGGCCCCUAUCUGGUGGUGUCCCUCUUCACCGACGAUGACAGGACGCACCACCUGUCCUGGGAGUGGGGUCUCCGCAUCUGUCAGGACUGGAAGGACUGAACCGCCAGUCCUUGUCUCCCCUACCUCCCUCAGUUGUGGCACAGGGACCCCCAAGCAUCCCCAGCACCCCCCGUGAGUGACCAGACCCUCCCCUGCUGCCCCUGCUGCCCCUGCUGCCCCUGCUGCCCCUGCUCUGUCCCGGGACCCCCCGGGCCUGGCGCUGUCCCCUGAGCUGUCCCAUUAAACAUGGCCCUGUCUCGGUGC
This is a messenger RNA of Gorilla gorilla gorilla (western lowland gorilla), 1212 nucleotides long. RefSeq names its product Rho GDP dissociation inhibitor gamma (gene ARHGDIG). Gene Ontology annotation, biological process: Rho protein signal transduction. The record is from RefSeq and is a predicted model, not a curated record. The transcript has 6 exons. NCBI's taxonomy places the organism in Eukaryota, Metazoa, Chordata, Mammalia, Primates, Hominidae. Bases 289 to 1008 code for a protein of 239 amino acids. Gene Ontology annotation, cellular component: cytoplasm; cytosol; membrane. Gene Ontology annotation, molecular function: Rho GDP-dissociation inhibitor activity; protein binding.